CUAGCAAACAGGGACAGUAUGUAAUAUAGACCAUUAUUAUUUGUUUUCUUUUUAGAAUACAUAUACAUAUGUACAGCCUGUGUAUAUGGUUUAGACAAAUUGUUAGUUAAAAGUAUACGUGUGUGUGUGUUGGCAAAAUUGGGCACAGACGCAGACGACAGUACGGCUCGUACGCUCCGGCACAUAGCGAAAAAAUGCAUAAACAGCACAUGGACCUGCACGUCCCAGUGGACAUGAAUAAGUCACUGGACGAUAUGACGCCGGAGGAGCGCAUGCGGGCCGAACAUCAGCUGAUGGUGGAGAAACACAAGGGACAUGAUGCAAUGCACUCGGAAAUGGUUAUCAUACUGAUUGUGACAUUAGUCAUCGCCCAGAUUAUAUUGGUAGAAUGGAAGAAGCGCCAUUACAGAUCCUAUUCAUUUGUCACAUUGCUGGCCAUGUGGCUCAUACCGCUAAUUAUUUCCUGCACCUUUCUCUGGUUACGUUUUAUAAUCAUCUGGCUGAUAUUCACCACAAUAACAGCGCUCGUUAUGCGUCGUGCCACCAGCAAGCCCAUACAGGGCACAACUCCUCGACUUGUCUACAAAUGGUUCUAUUUUAUCUAUAAGCUAAGCUAUGGCCUAGGCAUUGUUGGCUAUUUGGUCAUAAUGGCUGCCUUCCUGGGCAUGAACUAUAUAUUCUCCCAGCCACCCAACACCUGGAUGGAUGUGGGCCUAAUGUUUUGUUUCUACGGUCUCUACAUAGGUGUGCUGGGACGCGACAUUUCCGAGAUUUGCUCAGAUAAAAUGGCCGCAGCCAUUGGUUACUACACUCCGCAGGGCAUGCCAACGCGGCAUUUGGACAACAAUGUUUGUGCGGUGUGUGGCAAUCAGUUGCUCGUGUCUGAGUCCGAGGAGGGUGUCAUUGAGAAUACUUAUAAGCUGUCCUGUAAUCACGUGUUCCACGAGUUCUGCAUACGAGGCUGGUGUAUAGUGGGCAAGAAACAGACGUGUCCUUACUGCAAGGAAAAAGUUGAUUUGCAGAAAAUGUUUCGUAAUCCGUGGGAGAAGCCACAUGUGUUGUAUGGUCGACUGCUGGACUGGAUUCGUUGGCUGGUCGCAUGGCAGCCUUUAAUAUUUUUCAUAGUACAAGGAAUUAACUGGAUGUUGGGACUGGAAUAGAUACUGCAAUAGACUCAUGGAUAUCUAGUCAAAGCACGUCAACGAAAAAACGCAACUGAGACCAAUCAAUUAGAGAGAAACCAAAAAAAAAAACAAAAACAGAUAUCUAAAAUCAAAACGGACUAAUUUCAAUAUACAUAUAUAUCAGAGCAGCAUCAUUCCCCGGAUAACCGGAAUCGCUUGGUUCUCCAUAGAACACUACUA
Molecule: messenger RNA, 1364 nt
Organism: Drosophila busckii
Lineage: Eukaryota; Metazoa; Arthropoda; Insecta; Diptera; Drosophilidae
Product: RING finger protein 121
Exons: 5
Coding region: 195-1160 (321 amino acids)
Cellular component (GO): endoplasmic reticulum membrane; Golgi membrane
Molecular function (GO): ubiquitin protein ligase activity; metal ion binding
Source: RefSeq, a predicted model, not a curated record